Messenger RNA from Larimichthys crocea (large yellow croaker), 1327 nucleotides. It is a transcript of the gene crabp2a, whose product is annotated as cellular retinoic acid binding protein 2, a. The transcript has 4 exons. Gene Ontology annotation, molecular function: lipid binding. NCBI's taxonomy places the organism in Eukaryota, Metazoa, Chordata, Actinopteri, Sciaenidae. The coding region runs from base 245 to 673 and encodes 142 amino acids. The record is from RefSeq and is a predicted model, not a curated record.
GCCAUUCAUUUAUAUCGCAGCCGCUUCUAAGGCGCACCGGCACAUAGGUGAGAUAAGAGCUCUGACACUCAUCCCGCGAAGAGGGUAGAAGUGACUGGACAGGCCAGAGUCAACCCACACCGGCGCGCCUAUACACCCAGAUCAGAUUAAGAGGGUAGCACUUGGAGAAUUUUUGACGCAAGACGCGCAGGGGACAGCAGCGCACCGACCACACUUGGACGUGACAAACUACCUGCAGCUUAAUAUGGAGCGCAAAAUCCCCAAUUUCGCCGGCACCUGGCAGAUGAGGAGUUCUGAAAACUUCGACGAGCUUCUAAAAAAGUUGGCUGUGAAUGUGAUGCUGCGUGUGAUUGCGGUGAAGGCAGCCUCGAAGCCACUGGUGGAGAUCACGCAGGAUGGAGAGACGCUGUCUAUUAAAACCUCAACCACAGCGCGUACCACCCACAUCACCUUCACUGUGGGGCAGGAGUUCAGUGAGGCCACAGUGGAUGGGCGACCCUGCACGAGUUUUCCACGCUGGGAAACCGACACUAAGAUCAGCUGUGAGCAGACUCUGGUGAAAGGAGAAGGGCCUAAGACGUCCUGGUCCCGAGAGCUCACCAAUGACGGCAAACUGAUCCUGACCAUGAGAGCAGAUGAUGUGGUAUGCACCCGAGUCUACGAACGACAAUGAACAAGAGCACUUCUCACUUUUCAUCCCUCCAGCUCCCCCUCGCUCUACUGCAUCACCACUUGCAUCACUAUUCUGCUUUGUUAAGGCAGCGCUGGGAGAUAGCGGCCUAUAGUUUUAUUCCAGUAUCUUCACUAUGCUAGCUUCACCAUGUAAUAAGUGUGUAUUAAUUGUAUCUAGUGCUGUAUGUCCUGUAUCUACACAAUGGUCUUAGCUCCUUAGUUAUCCCUCUGUCCCCUCCAGCUCCAUCAAACGUGAACAGCUGGGUUUUUAAAACAUGUAUGUUGCAUUGUAUGUUGGAUUUGCUGAGUGACAGCUCAUUUAUUUGGCAUUGUAUGUGUGUGCUAGUAUGUGUGUGUGAGAGAGUUUGUGUGGCAGGAGAAGAGGUGUGAGACUAUAUUUGUAGAUGUGUAAACCAAUCUAUGAGCUCUUCCAGUUUCAGGUCAGUUUUUGAUGUGUCCCUCCUCUCUGUUCAUUUAGCCCAGCCCCACAACUUUAACCUUUUCUAUCUCACAACGACAUUUUAUAUUUAUUACUACACUAGGAGUCUGAUACAGUACUGCUAAAGUUUUUACUUUGUGUCUGUUUUAUAAGAAAUGUGAUCGUAGGAAAAAAAACACUUUCUAUGGGAAAACAAUAAAGCAUGGUAUUAACUAA